Molecule: messenger RNA, 3735 nt
Organism: Symbiodinium pilosum
Lineage: Eukaryota; Dinophyceae; Suessiales; Symbiodiniaceae
Source: the annotation of a GenBank genome assembly
AUGGAGAACCAGUCGUUGGCAGAAGGGCAGAUGGGCUUGUAUCGUAUGGUACAACUUGAGAUCAUGGGUGCUCGACAUGCAAUGAGAAAAGAGCAGAUGACAUACGUGAAGCCUCAGAGAGCACACAGGCGAAUGAUGGUAUCUCCAGCCCAGUUGAACCAGAACUGCCCCGCAGAGGUCUUUGGCUUGGUGCAGAUCGUUCUGGCUUCUCAGCACAGCCUCGUCCAAGACCUCCGAGUAAGAACUGGGGACAGCUUGGACGUGACCUUCCAGGAAAGGCUUACAGGCUUCGGAGCCAAUCAGCUCCCGGAGUUGGUGCAGUUGAUUGAAACCAGGCACUCGCAGUUCAGCCCUGUUUCCUUAUGCACAGCACUCCAUCGCUUGGCCACCUUCCCGGCAGGUAACAAGCAGUACCAACGCUGUUUGGGUUUGCUGUCGACUCUGGAGUCUCAAGUUCGUGAGCGGCCUGACAGGUUCAGAGCACAGAGUGUGGCCAAUGCGUGUUGGGCAGUUGCCAAGCUCCAGUGGAACGCCAAUUCGCUUUUGCAGGCACUUAUUGAGAUGGCUCAGAAAAGAGUAGACGACUUCAAGCCGCAAGAGCUGUCCUUAUUCUUGUGGGGCAUUGCCUCCUCUGGUGGUGUGUCCAAAGCUUAUGAAGCUGCAGCGGCAGCGACAAUGACAUCGGAGUUCCUUCGCCGCGGAAGUGGCAGGUUCGACGCUCAAAGUACUGCAACCCUUGCGUACGCCGCGGGAAUUCUGCUGGUCACUAGCGAACCAUUCUGGUCGGCCCUGGAUGUGGGCUCUGCCAACCGCGUUCUAGAGUUCAGCGAUAGGCAGCUGGCAAACCUUGUUUGGGGAUUUGCAACAGUGGUUUACACCGACUGCACCACUGUCUUUACAAGAGUGGCGAAGGAGGCCCCAAUUGCCAAGCUGGCACCCAUCGAUUUAAGCUUGGUGGCUUGGUCUAUGGCCAAAGUUUCUCAAGGAGGACAAGACUUUUACGAUCAAGUUGCAGACGCCGUUUGCGCCAAGCGCAGCGACUGGAAGAUGAGUGACCCCAGAAACAUCGCAACUUUGCUCUACUCAUUUGCACUUGCAGAGCAAGCAACUUGCCACGACGGAGCCUUCAGGGAGUUGGCUGAGGCAGUCUGCAAGCGCACAAGAGAAUUCAGUGUGCAGGGCUUGACGAAUGCAGUAUGGGCAUAUGCGACAGCAUGUUACACGGACGAACACUGGUUCAACGUGGUGGCACGCGAGGUCCUGAGCAGAGACCAUGCCGAAUUUGAGCCCUUGGACGUAUCAAAUUGCUUGUGGGCGUACGCAGCAGUCUUACACAAAGACUCGAGCAUGAUUUCUCGACUGACGUCCUUGGGCAAGGUGAUGAUCGCGGAGCUCUCCGCACAGAACUUGGCCAUCAGUGUCUGGGCAUUGGCAUCGUUGGAGGUUCGCGAUCACCAAUUUUUCGAGCGGGCUGCCGAUCCUUUCGUCGCACGUCUUGCAGAAUGCAAGACUCAAGAGCUUAACAACAUGCUUUGGGCCUAUGCCACGGCCUGUGUGAGAUUGCCGUGGUUGUUCAUCAAAGUGUGCAACCAUGCAAGAGCGGUGGGCUUGGAAGAGUUUAAAAUGCAUGAGCUUUCCAUCAUGAUGUGGGCACACGGAACUGCUGGGGUCUGUAACCAUGACUUCUUCGACGAUGUGGUGGGGGAAGUCUUGGAAAACCGUGGAAUUGAGAGCUGUGCCCCUAGGGAGGUGGCAAAUGCUGCAUGGGCGUACAGCACCAUCAUAGGGCGGUGCCAUUGGCCUUGGAUGGAAGCUGUGGCUGGAUUUUCGGAGUCUCACAUUUGUGAGUUUGACAUGCAAGGCAUUGGAAACGUUUUAUGGUCGUUUGCGAAUGUCGUCACGUACAGCAAAGCGCUCCUGGAAGUGGCCUGCAGCGAGACGGCUAAGCGAGUAAGACAGGAUCCUCAGUCAGCCUCUCACAAUGUUGCACAGGUUCUGAGUGCAGCUCAAGCAGCAGGAGCCCUACAUGUGGAGCUUCUUGAAGCGGCUGUGGAUGCCUUUUUAGGUCACGACUUUGCCUUAGAAGCUUCAAAGUCCUCCAUGCAGAGCAUCACUGCUCGCGAGCUUCUGAUUUUGGGCAACGCCGCCAGGCCUGCUUCAGACAGGCUUGGAGGUCGGUGGAAGAGGCUGAUGGAUUACCUUGAUUUCCAUAUUUUCCAUCCCUUGCGGCGUGCUGUUCCUUCCAUCUCAGAGGGCCACGACAACUGGUCAAGCAUGGAAGAUUGCAUCUCCGAGCUAGACUUGGAUCACCUAGGGGUAGGGUUUACCGCGCAAUUCUUGGCAGACAUCAAUGCAGUCAGCUCAACUGAAAUAUUUGGUGGCUCUGAAAGCUCUGGAUCUGACUGGAUCAAGGAAGCGGCUGCAGCUUGUGCCAUUGAAAGGGAGCGAGCCAUACGGGCAGGACAAGCAGAAGCUGCACCCCUCAACCAGCAGAAGCUUGUGCGACAGCUGGACAAGGUCAAUAAAAGAGAGAUUGUUGCAUGGGUUCGAGUUCAUGCCGCAGGUAAGACUGAGCCUGGUCGUGCGUUCAGUUGGCAGUUGGAAGCAGAGACCUCAAAAGAGAGCAGUUCGGCAUCGCGACUCCUGAAACCACUGAUGACACGGAGCCGUGUGGCGCCCAACUUGGUGGGCGAGCACGACCGCAGUGGUCAUGCAGAGCGUUGCGCUCUGAUGCAAGUGACGGCCGAUUUGCUGGACGGCACCAGCCCAAACAAUGGUUGGAGGAUCAAAGGAGAGCUUUUCCUCUACGUUACACAUUAUCCCUGCAUCUCCUGCGUUUGCGUGAUUGCUCAGUUCUCACGGCUGUUUCCGCAGCUUGCCAUCCAUCUGGCUUAUGCAGAUGGAAGAUCGCAUGCCCAAUCAUUGGUCUCCUUUUUCCUUCGUCAAUUCACCCAGAACACCUGCAGGCCCAUGUCCUUGCGGCAUGAUCUGUCUGUGCAUUGGGCAGACAAGCCAGAGUACUGGAAUCGAGUUUACAACGUGCAGGGCCAGCAUGGCCGUUCGCUGUUCGAAUGGUACGGACUCGGCUACCAGCAACUGCGAAGCUCUGUUUUGGAGCUUCUUGCGGCAACUCCUUCGGCGCCUUCAGAGUCAAGGCUGCUGGUGCUGGGAAGCGGGGACUCUGCGCUGAGUGCAGAACUGGCUUCGGACGAGGCCCUCCAGAAGAAGAGCUGGCAGGUCACUAGCAUCGAUUUUUCUGCAGAGGUGACCGAACGGAUGCGCCAACGGUUCCCAGGCUUAACAUUUCUGACAAUGGAUGCCAGGAACAUGUCGGACUUCGAUGACGGCCACUUCGCAGCUGCCGUUGACAAAGGUUUGUCUGACUGUCUGGGAACGGUCACAGCGCGGCAAGAGUAUUUCCAGGAGGUGCGGCGGGUGCUUCGUUCAGGUGGCCAAUUGCUGGUGGUUUCCCAACGUCGGCUGUGGGCUGGUCAGGAUUCUGUCUCCGAUGGCCUUGAGGCAGAGGACGCAGCUGACCUCCGCGAGCCGCAUUUGGAGGCACAUGAUCUUGGACCUGGUUGGUCUUGCAAGGAGAAGGAGAUGUACGGCCCACUGUUUAUGGAGAGCGACCCCAAGCAACCGCCAUUCCCACAGCCGGGAACAGAAGGCACCAUUCCUUAUUUCGUGCUGACUUGCCAUGUUCUCGCUGAUGCCAUGAGGGAAAGCGAGAUCUGA